AUGGAUCUCGCUAAGACUCUCAUCCGGACCGUGGUGCGGGCCUUUUAUGAGACUAGGCACAUCCUGGUCGUGGAUGCGCUUUUCCUGCACUCGGUACUCCAUGCCGAAGACCUCGCCUUUCUCAUGGGAAUGCAACAGAAAGACCUGCGAAAGCUUUGCGCACGCCUGCGCGAGGACCGCUUGAUCGCCGUGAGCACCCGCGCUGAAAUUCGUGAUGGAUCAACUCGCCCGGUCAACCGUGAAUACUACUACAUCCCUCUGCACCCCAUCGUCGAUGCGAUCAAGUACAAAGUCUCCAAGCUCACCUCGACAAUCAAGGAGCAAUACACUCCCAGCGAGGAGCGAAAGGAGUACAUCUGUCUCCGAUGCGGGGAAGAAUGGACCGAACUUGACGUCCUCAGUUUGGUAACUGACGAAGGAGAAUUCGAAUGCCAAAAUUGCGGCGCCAUUCUCGAACGUACCGAAGACAUCAAGGGCGUUGAGGGAAUCGACCGGACCGGCCACGAAAAGAACAGCAAGCUGAUGGCCCAACUGGACAACAUGCUCAAGCUGCUCAAGCAGAUUGACACCAUCGAAAUCCCCCCCAACGACUUCGAUUCUGCCUGGGAUCACAAGGUGGAGGUCGCGCGUAACCACCACACCCAUCCCGUUCGCGCCGCAGUUCCCGUUCCUCCCAAGCCGCAGGAUACCACACGCGUCAGUGCCAAGACCGACGCUGCGGCAUUGCAAAUCUCCCUUACCUCCAGCGCCGAGAAGAGCGCUGCCGAGCAGGCCGAGGAGGCGGCCCGAAAGGCCGAAGUCGAGAAGCAGAAUGCCCUCCCCGUUUGGCACACCCAUUCGACCGUCAGCGAGCCUCGUGCUGGUGCCGCCACGGCCAAGAACGAGGCCGGUGUCUCCGUCAAGUCGGAAGCUCAGGAAGACACAAAGCCCGCAAUUGAUGAGCUUGACGACAAGGUCGCCGCGUACUACCGCGAAAUGGAGCGGGAGAAGGCACUCCAGGCACAGGAGGACGAGAGCAGCGGAGAGGAGUCAGAUGAUGUCGACGAAUUCGAGGACGUGGGUGUAUCCGGCCAGAGUGGACCAGGAACCCCGGCCACCGGAGCUGGUCCAACCAGCGCCCAGACUCCUUCCAGCAUGGCGGGUGUCAAGCGUGAACACGAUACGGCCUCUAGCGGAGCGCCCUCGUCUGCUGGUACUCCGUCUGCGCCCGCUGAGGAUGGACCUGCGAGCAAGAAGGUCAAGACUGACCCUGAUGUGAAGGAGGAGGCAGGUGUCAAGAGUGAGCCUUUCAUCAAGCCUGAUCCGGAGGCUAAGACCGAGCCGGAUGUCAGGGAGAUCAAGGAUGUUAAGGAGGAAGAGGAGGAGUCUGACGAAGACGAAGAGGAGUUCGAGGACGUUUAG
This is a messenger RNA of Penicillium argentinense, 1401 nucleotides long. RefSeq names its product putative transcription factor TFIIE complex alpha subunit. The record is from RefSeq and is a predicted model, not a curated record. Gene Ontology annotation, biological process: transcription initiation at RNA polymerase II promoter; transcription open complex formation at RNA polymerase II promoter. Gene Ontology annotation, cellular component: transcription factor TFIIE complex. The transcript has 3 exons. Bases 1 to 1401 code for a protein of 466 amino acids. Lineage: Eukaryota; Fungi; Ascomycota; Eurotiomycetes; Eurotiales; Aspergillaceae.